AUGCCCGGUCACUUUAAGCAGGCAGAUCUCUGCCUAUGGUCGAACAACGUUCGGGGCCUUAACGUACCAGAACGACGCUCACACCUUCUCUGCACUCUGUGGGCGGCACGCGCGUCGCUUGCAUUCGUCCAGGAAACUCACUUCCAGGGGCGAAAUGCACCGGCGCUGCGGGACACCCGCUUUCCAACCGGAUACUUUGCCAACCACCCACAUGCUAAAAAGGUGGGGGUGGCAAUUCUCAUAGCCCGCACGGUGCCCUUUCAGAGCCACGCUAAAUUGGCGGACCCAGAGGGCCGCUACAUAUUCGUGAAGGGCACAAUUGCCGGACAUCCCUAUACCUUGGCGUGUGUCUAUGCGCCCAAUACAGCACAACAUAACUUCCUGACACGCACACUGCACGCCCUGGAACGCUUUAGAGAAGGCAUGCUGAUCCUGGCGGGGGAUCUCAACCUGGCCCUGGACCCGUGUCUGGACACCUCCCUGGGAACUAGCUCCCUACCAGCUUCCUACCAACGCAAGGCCCUCCUGGCCCUCAAGAACUUGGGGUUGGCAGACUCAUGGCGAGUGGCCCACCCACUAGGGAGGGACUACUCCUACUACUCCACGGUCCACAACCGCUACAGUCGGUUGGACUAUAUCUUCCUCCCCAUUGAAUAUCUUUCGCUCUUGCAAUCCAGUGGGAUCCACGCGGCAACUUGGUUGGACCACGCACCGGUCUGGACUAAGAUUGCCUCCCCGCUGUACAGACCACGGGAGAGGCAGUGGAGGCUCAAUGAGCAAGUCUUAGAGGAGCUGGCGGCGACAAUGGAGAUGAGUGACGCACUGCAGAAGUACUUUGAGGAGAACACCACCCCAGACGUGGAACCAUCGACAAGUGGCAACCCUUGA
Molecule: messenger RNA, 888 nt
Organism: Pelobates cultripes (western spadefoot toad)
Lineage: Eukaryota; Metazoa; Chordata; Amphibia; Anura; Pelobatidae
Source: the annotation of a GenBank genome assembly